AUGAACAUCUACCUCUUCUUGGGCUCCUUCCACAAAGAGCAAGUUUCCACAACAGGGGUGAACACUGCCAAUCAGCUGAGAAACAGCCCAACAGACACAAAUACCAUCCAGGAGAAAGAAACCCUGUUCACGUCUCCAAGGCAGUCUGUGUCUCUUCUCUAUGAAAAACCCUUAAGAACACACAAGACAACUAAGCAACAGGAAUACCAGGGUGGAGAUCUUGAGUGCCAGUCCAGUAGAGAGGCUGUCUCCCAAGAUACACUUGUGCUGGCUCUCAGCUCUCACACCUACCACAGCACUGGACUUGGCUCCCAGGAGAUGACAUCACUUACUGAGAAGCUGCUACUGUUCUGCUUCAGGUCAAGACAAUGCCAAGGAGACAAAAAAAGAAACCAGUCUGGCAAGAAUGUGAUGGUGAAGCCCCACUGGCAUGAGGGUGUCUUCAUUCGUCAUGGAAAGGAAAAUGCUCUUGUCAUCAAGAAUCGGGUCCCUGGUAAAUCAGUGUAUGGGGAGAAGAGAGUCUCUAUUGCUGAGGGACAUGACAAAAUUGAGAACCGAGCCUGGAACCCCUUCCGCUCCCAGCUGGCAACAGUUAUCCUGGGCAGUGUGGACCAGAUCUACAUCAAGCCAGAGGCCAAGGUUCUCUACUUUGGGGCAGCCACAGGCACCACUGUCUCCCACAUCUCUGACAUUGUGGGCCAGGACAGCCUGGUGUAUGCAGUAGAGUUUUCCCACCACUCUGGCCAUGACCUUAUUAACCUGGCAAAGAAGAGGACCAGCAUUAUUCCUGUGACUGAGGAUGCCCGGCACCCACACAAAUACUGCAUGCUCAUUGCAACAGUAGAUAUGAUCUUUGCUGACACGGCCCGGCCUGACCAAGCCCAGACUGUAGCUGCGAAUGCUCAUACCUUCCUGCGUAAUAAAGGACACUUUGUGAUUUCCAUUAAGGCAAACUCCACAGCCUAUGCAGAGGCCGUGUUUGCCUCAGAAGUGAAGACAACGCUGCAGGAGAUCAUGAAACGGCUAGAGUCCUAUGAGCGAGUGAGGCCAGGUCGUGGAGGUACAUACAGGCCGCCUCCGAAGGUGAAGAGCUGA
Messenger RNA from Jaculus jaculus (lesser Egyptian jerboa), 1095 nucleotides. Its product is annotated as rRNA 2'-O-methyltransferase fibrillarin-like. Gene Ontology annotation, cellular component: small-subunit processome; Cajal body; nucleolus. The transcript is spliced from 3 exons. Gene Ontology annotation, molecular function: RNA binding; rRNA methyltransferase activity; histone H2AQ104 methyltransferase activity. Gene Ontology annotation, biological process: rRNA methylation; box C/D sno(s)RNA 3'-end processing. Lineage: Eukaryota; Metazoa; Chordata; Mammalia; Rodentia; Dipodidae. The coding region runs from base 1 to 1095 and encodes 364 amino acids. The record is from RefSeq and is a predicted model, not a curated record.